This is a messenger RNA of Drosophila gunungcola (fruit fly), 3802 nucleotides long. It is a transcript of the gene Hip14, whose product is annotated as palmitoyltransferase Hip14. Gene Ontology annotation, biological process: protein palmitoylation. The record is from RefSeq and is a predicted model, not a curated record. Gene Ontology annotation, molecular function: protein binding; palmitoyltransferase activity. Lineage: Eukaryota; Metazoa; Arthropoda; Insecta; Diptera; Drosophilidae. Gene Ontology annotation, cellular component: Golgi membrane.
GCGGCAGAGGCUAAGCAGAGUAGAGAUGGAAAAACAUCGAUGUUGCCCCGCCAAACAUCGAUGAAACCGAUGUUUUUCAAAACAUCGAUGACAUCGAUGUUGGUAUCAAUGUUUUUCCACCUCUAAUCAGAUUGUACCACCAAAAUUGCUCGUAUUCCUCCGAAAUUGCAGGUAAAACGCAUAAACAGAUAAAAUCGCGAAAGUCGUGCCUUGCCAAGAGAUCCUCGAGAAAAGUGGCCAAGAAUACGGAGGACAACGCAGAAGGACGAAGGUGAAAAUGACAAACCUGUGAAUUGCCAAAAACAGUGCCUGGUGGGGGUGUCUCUCCUGCUCUCCCGCUCUCUCUCGCUAUCCGCUCGGCUCACAGCUCACCCCUCUCGCUCGCUCGUCCGCUGGAAGGAGGGGGAUGGACGGUUGAUGUUACGAGCGCAGAGCAGCAGUGUGAAUCACGUUUGGACGACCCCACGGGAACCCAUAGAAGCCAACGAUGUACCAGAGUGCCUGCCAGGCGGCCACCACGGGAUCUUGUGUCCCGGGCACAGGCCAGCAGCCGGACAACGAGCGUCAGUCGGCGCUGAUCGCCCAACAACCCCCCACCGCGCCCGUGGAGCCCGACUACAGUGGCUUCGAUAUCGUUAAGGCCACCCAGUACGGGGCCAUUGCACGGGUCCGGGAACUGGUCGAGUCCGGCUGGGAUGUCAAUCAGCCGGACAGCGAAACGGUCACCCUGCUCCACUGGGCGGCCAUCAACAAUCGACGCGAUAUCAUCCGGUAUUUCCUCGAGAAGGGCGCCACCGUGGACGCCGUGGGCGGCGAGCUGAAUGCCACGCCCCUGCACUGGGCCACCCGGCAGGGACACCUCGGUGCCGUCGUCCUGCUCAUGGCUGCUGGCGCCGAUCCAAGGAUCCGGGAUGCGGAGGGCUGCUCCUGCAUACACAUUGCCGCUCAGUUCGCCCACACUGCCUUGGUGGCCUACUUCAUAGCCAAGGGCGUGGAUCCGGAUCUUCAGGAUCGGGGCGGAAUGACGGCGCUGAUGUGGGCAGCAUGGAAGGUUUGCGCUCUGGAUCCCGUGCGCUUGCUGCUGACUCUCGGAGCCAAUCCCGCCAUGGUUGAUUAUACGCAUGGAAACACGGCUUUACAUUGGGCCAUUCUGGCACGCAAUGCCACGGCCAUUUCCACACUGGUGCUCAAGUCGAAGGCCUCACUGGAUGUGCCCAAUCUGCGGGGCGAGACGCCGCUCUCCAUGCUGGAGGCCCAAACGGGCGCCAUCUGGAUAGGGGCCAAGGUGAUGGAUCGCGUCAGGGAGGCGGCGCUGACGUCGCAGCAACGGCGAUCACUGGUCUCCAAGCUGCGGCACGACAAACGCCUGAGGUGGUGGUCCAUGGUGGCCUGCCCCUUCACCGCUUUCUAUUUGGCUGGCAUCGUCUUCACCGUGAACACGUUGUACAUUAUUAAGUUUUUCCUGCUCGGCUGUUUGUAUGCCAUAUUCCACACCAUCGGCAAGGCUCUGUUCGAUGAGCACCUGAUGGCCCUGUUGCCGCUGAGCGUUUACCUGGCCACUAAGGCAUGGUUCUAUGUCACCUGGCUGAUGUACAUCGACAACGCUGUUUCGUUCACGACCACCAUUUGCUUCCUGAUCUCAUCGCUGGCCUUGUGGGUGUGCUUCCUCAAGUCGUGGAAAGGAGAUCCAGGCAUUAUUCGGCCCACCAGGGAGCAGCGAUUUAAGACCAUCAUUGAGCUGUCGGAGCGGGGUGGAGUCGGAUUUGAGCCCGCCUCCUUCUGCUCCGGCUGCCUGGUGCGCCGGCCCAUCCGCUCCAAGCACUGCUCCGUGUGCGAUCGCUGUGUGGCGAGAUUCGAUCACCACUGUCCCUGGGUGGGCAAUUGUAUUGGUCUGAAAAACCACAGCUACUUCAUGGGAUUCCUCUGGAUGCUGCUGAUUAUGUGCCUUUGGAUGCUGUACGGCGGAUCCAAGUACUAUGUCAACCAAUGCAAUGUGCGAUUCGAUGAUUUUCUCGGUGCCAUGCGGGCCAUUGGCAACUGCGACGCCUGGGUGGGCUGGGUAAUGGGCAAUGCGCUGCUGCACAUGUCCUGGGUGAUCCUGCUGACGAUCUGUCAGACAUAUCAGGUGAUUUGCCUGGGCAUGACCACCAACGAGCGCAUGAACCGGGGACGCUAUCGCCACUUCCAGGCCAAGGGCGGCCACAGCCCGUUCACGCGCGGUCCCAUCCAGAACCUCGUCGACUUCCUCGAGUGCAGCUGCUUUGGAUUGGUGCAGCCCAAGCGGGUGGACUGGAUGAACUACUACGACUACGAUGCCCAGACGCAUCAGACCAUCGAGAAGGAGCCGCUACUGAGCGUGGACUGCCCCGAUGGAAUGGCAGACGACCACCAGUACGUGUAGGAUAAGUCCUAUCGGGAUGCGAAGACGCUUCAGAUGCCCAUCGCGCAUGUUUAACAAUCGACACCAAACGCUUUAGAGAGUCCGCUACUGCUUUUUCUCUAUCCCAAAAAACCAACCAGCUUCAUUUCCGUUUACCUUUUUAAUUGGUCCCCGCUGAUCUGCUGCAAAAUCAUAAAGUGCGAUUCGCGACAAAGAAUUCAACACAACCCAGACAGAAGCGUCAUCGCUGACCGAUAUCGGAUUGACGAGUUGGGGGUCCAGGCCAAGCAUGGCCACCCUUCACUUGCGUACAUAUUAUGCAUGUAUUACUGUAAUUACUCUGUACAUUUUUGCGUAUUUCCUACUCUUCGAUCGUAAGCCGAAAGUACACAAAACCUUUUUGUCCUUGAAAGUAUUUGUAUACCAAAAACAUAAAUGCAAACCUAAGCAAAUUAAUACCGAACAAAUUUACCAAUGCAACCAUAAUCAAAGCAAGAGUUCGUUUAAGAAAGCAAUAUUCAAGAUUCUAAUUCACCUAUUGAGAUAUUAACAAAUUGUAAAGCGCACACAACAAAAAAAAAAAAAACACCAAACGAAUUAAGAAGCAAGUGAAAACGUAGUAAUAAUUUAAGGAAUUUGCCUGGAUGCGGAAUCUGAGCGAAGUUUGUCUUAAGUGUAGUGAGAAAUUGAGCAUUAUGUAUUUAGAAAAGUGUAAAGUUAAUAGUGAAAAUUCUAAAAUACGCAGUCUUCACGUACUUUUUGAGACGCUGACAGCUCUCUAGGUUCGACAGCUUCGUUUCAGGGACUGCAAAACACAGGCUCCAUAAAUAUUACUUAUUAAAGAAGAUAACCAACUGAUCAGAAGCACUAGCAUACUUAAACAUAUAAUACAUUUUUAAUACGAUCCAAUUCUUAUUAUGCACUAGUCUAGUCAGAAAAUCAUUUAAGUAAAAUGUUAAAGUGCAACUACGGACACAAAAUCGAUAAAUAAAUUGCAUAUUUAUAUAAACCCAUAUAGCUAUGAAACGAUAUAUUUAUAAUGAGAAAGGAAUUUCAGCAACCUGAGAACAACACGCAGCAUAGCCAGGAAUAAAUGAUAUGUUGUAAUUGUAACACGUUACUUAAAUGCAUUUAAAUAUUAAUUCAAACGAAGUCUACAAACAAAUCUAAUACGCAGAAACGCUAAGCAAACAUUUUCAACUAUGUACUAAAUAUUGAUAAAAACUCACAACUUUUUCGAUGAAUUUUGUAUUUGAGAUUAUACAAACGGAGAUGGAUAAACGGAUAGAGAUGAAGCGAUUUGCUAAGAAAGUUAUAUGUUUCAAAACCAUUUUGUAUAUUCCUUUCGCUCGCAUUGCUACCAAGAAUAAAGCUUUCAAAAGACUAUAUAAGCCGAACAAGAUCCAACAUCAAGCAAGCCUC